Molecule: messenger RNA, 1655 nt
Organism: Didymodactylos carnosus
Lineage: Eukaryota; Metazoa; Rotifera; Eurotatoria; Philodinida; Philodinidae
Source: the annotation of a GenBank genome assembly
CUUCGGCAAAGUAUUGCUCAGUUUCUAAAAGUCGGACAUUUGUGAGCAUUUUUGUUAGAAGUUUGAUAUCGAUUUUUUGGAAGACCUUUCAGCGUCGCGCAAAUAUUUUCAAAGCACAAAUUUAUAGGUUUCAGGUUACGGCGAGUCUGAAACUUUGCUUUAAAACAAUUGCAAACUUUUUGGAAGGGGUUUUUGAAGCCUGGGUCUCUGGAAAUCCCCUAAAAAACCUUUGAAAAACCUUCCACGACUCACCGCUAACCGGAUUGGAAAGAUAAUUGAGAACAAUAUUGUUCAAUCUGUUGCUCAAGAGGUUAAUAACCGAUUAUGUUGUUUUUGAGAUCUUCAAGAAUAAUUUUUCUAAAUGUUGUAUAAUGUUAAUUAAAGUGACGGUAACCCACUCGGGUUACGAUUUAGAUAACAGCUUAUUAGUAGUGAGAUUAAAUAUCACAUUUUUGCCCAAUAUGAAUUGCUCAUACAAUAGUUUAAUACAACUUAUACAUGUACUGACGUACUCAGGAGUUUCAGAGGAGAGGGCAAAAAAAUUUCUUUUCGUUUUUUCAGCGAUUUUUAAGACAUUUUUUUCACUCUAAGUUUCUUUUUUUCUUUCCGUAGUUGGGAUUUGCCUUGAAAACUCAAGUAUGGACAAAACUCGAGAAUUUGAUGAAUUGUUAAAUUCAAUUGAUAGACUGAUCCAAAAAAAUGUUUCUUCAUUUGAAGUUUAUGAUUUGUGCGAUCGUGUUAAAAGUCGAAUUGAUAACCUAUUUGAAGGGAGAAAUGAUGAACUACACAAACGUUAUCGUCAUUCCUUUCACGUUAAAAGAUCGGCUUAUUCUCGUCAGGUUGGUAAUGACGAGGAUACAAUUGUUCAUGAAAAAUUAUCAAAAAUAUAUAAACCCGAACAAAGUAAGGAACGAAAUAUAACACCAGAAACGAUACGGUCUGAAAUCCCCUAUAAUGUGCUGGUUACAUGGGAAGACAUUAAAUCUUGUUUAAACCAACUUGUAUUAUUACUGAAAGUGAAUGAUCCAGAAAUCUUAAUUGAACGCAUCGAAAAGUUACAGACAGCUAUCAUUCGAUUAUUAGAAAAUAACAUCCGAUCGUUUGAACAAUACGAGAUAAUCCAUAUUAAUUGUUCGGACAUACAAAAGUUAUUACAUGUAGUCAUAGAAGAAAUGAGGAGAGCUGACUUGGACAUGGUAAGUGGAAGUGUAAAAAGUCCGUUAGAAGAGUUUGAAGUGUCUCUUACUGAACUAAUUCAGUGUAUUGAUGAUGGAUUAUUGGAUAGACGUGUUAAUUUUGUAAAUUAUAUUCUUUCUGAUAUUCCUACUCUUCAGGCUACAUGUUUCCCUGAUGCAGCUUCUCUUACAAAAGAGCGAAUCGAAUCGAUUCACAUACAAUGGAUAAAGUUUUUUCAUCCGGAUAAAAACAAAAGUUAUGAGCCCUUGUUUAACGAACUAACAAAAUAUCUUAACAGUGAACGAGAUUUGCUGUUAAAUAAUAUCACACAAGAAAUUGGCGAUUCCUAUACAGUUGAAUAUUAUUGUAACGAGGGUCUUACUCUGUGGGAGAAAGCAGUUGAUUACACACAUAUAUUAAACAACAGAAAAUCGAAUUUGAAACAUUUAACACCGGAAAUGUAUGAAAAUUUAACUGAA